Messenger RNA from Alligator sinensis (Chinese alligator), 2405 nucleotides. RefSeq names its product secreted frizzled related protein 5 (gene SFRP5). Bases 908 to 2110 code for a protein of 400 amino acids. The transcript has 3 exons. NCBI's taxonomy places the organism in Eukaryota, Metazoa, Chordata, Crocodylia, Alligatoridae. Gene Ontology annotation, molecular function: Wnt-protein binding. Gene Ontology annotation, biological process: canonical Wnt signaling pathway; non-canonical Wnt signaling pathway; negative regulation of canonical Wnt signaling pathway. The record is from RefSeq and is a predicted model, not a curated record.
CUGUUCUGGGUCAGAGGGGUCCCCCCCGCCCCGAGGGCCAGCUGCGGGCCCAGGACAGAGCCGGCGUGGCCCUGGGGCCCCCAGCGAGCACCAUUCCCUGGGACUCGGUGCCCCGGCAGAGGCCCCAGUGCAGUGGCUGGUGAACGUGGCACUGCUCCUGCCCUCGCACCACCCAGCUGGGGCUACACGCACACCAGCCACCACGCGGCCGAGCCCCAGAGCCAGACACCAGACACAGGGGCCCUCCCUCCCCCCCCCGGGCUGUCUGCACCCUGCACUCAGCCGGGGCAUGCAUACUCUAAGUUGCAUUCAUGCACACCCAUGAACAUGCAUCCACUGUCACGCGUGCACAAGCAGUCAUGUGCACAUGCACACACACACACAGAUGCUUGCACUGUCUUGCGAAUAAGAGAUCAUCUCUGUCCAAACCAGCCCAGACAAACCCUGUCUCUGACCUCUGAGCCGCACAACACAGUCACCCCUGACAGCCCCAGGCAUUGCCUCCGCCCGCGGGAUAGAGGGGGGCCACGGCCACCAACGUCCUGCUGCUGGGGGGGGGUGGUCAUGGGAUCUGCAGAGAGCCCAGGAGGGUCCCCCAGGCUGGGGGUCCUGCCUUCUGCAGAGGGGCCCUGGGGCCAGGCCUCCCUCGCACACCCCGGGCUCCUCCACGCCAGCACCCAGCCAGACCCCUGUGCCAGGGCCGAUGCCAAACCGUCCCGCUCUGCACGCACAGCUCGUCGCGUGCAGCCGGCGAGGCUGCAGCCCAGCAUGGGGUGACCCAUGCUCCCCCUAUGGACGGGGGCAAUGAACAUGCAAAUGAGACCAGCCUGGGUCCAGCUUCUGGUCCAGGCCCAGGUCAAGGGCACGGUCCCCAGAGCAGGGACAGAGCCCAGUGCUCUCGGUGCCCAUGUCACAGAGAGCACGAGGGGGCAAAGCGGGGCUGGAGGGGUGCUGGGAGGCAGUAGGGCUCUCCUGGGGCAGCCCCGCAGUACAGCCAGGCCUGGGGCCCUGGGAGCAGAGGGAAGCCCAGGACAAGGAGCUGGGCAGGGUGCCUGGCUGGGCCGGGCAGGCAGGAGGGGGAGGUGGGAGGUGCGAGGGGCCGGAGCAGGCAGCUCCUGGCAGCUGCGACUCCACUCCCCGCUGCGCCAGCCCAGCGCCCCGGUUCCCUCCCUCGGGCCGCACGGACGCGCAGGCUCUGGGGCCGGCCAUGGGGGGCGGCCCGGGGCUGCUGGCCCUGGCACUGGUGGUGAGUGGGGCGGUGGGCGCGGGGCCCAGCUACGAGGCCUACGGGCGGUUCUCGGCCAAGGCGCCGCAGUGCGUGGACAUCCCGGGCGACCUGCAGCUGUGCCACGACGUGGGCUACAAGCGCAUGCGGCUGCCCAACCUGCUGGAGCACGACUCGCUGGCCGAGGUGAAGCAGCAGGCGGGCAGCUGGGUGCCGCUGCUGGCCAAGCGCUGCCACUCAGACACGCAGCUCUUCCUCUGCGCCCUCUUCGCACCCGUCUGCCUGGAGCGGCCCGUCUACCCCUGCCGCUCGCUCUGCGAGGUCGUGCGCGACGCCUGCGGCCCCGUCAUGGAGUCCUACGGCUUCCCCUGGCCCGACAUGCUGCACUGCGCCCAGUUCCCCCCCGACCACGGCCUCUGCAUCGCCGUGCAGUUCGGCCACGGCCAGGUCACCGCACCCCCAGUGCCCCGGCUGUGCCCGCAGUGCGAGGUGGAGCACAAGGCAGAUGGCAUGAUGGAGCAGAUGUGCUCCAGUGACUUCGUGGUGAAGCUGCGCAUCAAGGAGGUGGUGCAGGAGGGUGCGGAGCGGCGGCUGGUGGCGGCACCGAAGAAGAAAGUGCUGAAGCUGGGCCCGCUGCAGCGCAAGGACGAGCGGCGCAUGGUGCUGCACAUGCGCAACGCGGGCGCCUGCCCCUGCCCCCAGCUUGACCACCUGGGCGGCAGCUUCCUGGUGCUGGGCCGCAAGGCGGGCGGGCGCCUGCUGCUGCUCGCCAUCUACCGCUGGCAGAAGCGUGACCCCGAGGUCAAGUUCGCUGUCAAGUUCAUGUUCUCCUACCCCUGCCCUCUCUACCACCCGCUGCUGCUGCACAGCGCCCAGCACCGCUGACCCCCCGCCCUGGGCCUGCGCCCCCCUCUCCAAGCCCCACCUCCCGGAGUCCUGCGAGCACCGUGGGUUGUGGCCCCAUCCCUGCCAGCCCCCCCAUUGCAGGCUCCAGCCCCUCCCUGCCCCACAGCGCACCCAUGGGGCCAGGCCAGAGCUGGCUCUCAGCUCCCCACGGCCCCCAGGCACCUGGGUGGCAAGCCAGGCCCUGGGCACAGCGCGCCCACUGCAUGGCCCCCAAUGAAAAAGGCCCAAUCCUUAAUACAGAGACACCCCCAGCAGAGGGGAGCUCCCACUCGGA